AUGGCACCAGCUACACAGGGAGAUCCCGAGGUGCCUGUGCCAGCCCCCAACUUCAGCGUUACUGGGCCGGCGGCGAAGACGGCCAUCGAUCAGCCAGAGGAGGUGCCCAUCGCUGCGCCGAUCAUCAGUGUCACCGGAGGUGCCCCUCCUCCCAGCAAGGAUAAGAUCGAGCUGCCGGAUGCCCACGAUCCCGUCACAGGCUCAGGGCGAUGGCUCUACGAGACGAAGCUGGGGGAAGGCGGCCUGGCGGUCGUCUUCCAAGCUUGGGAUACAAAGGGAGGCCUUGGCCAGGUGGCUGUGAAGGUGCUGAAGAAGCACUCCAAAGCACAUGCCAGACAUGCCUUUGCGAUGCAUAGAGAGAGCCAGUGGUCGCUACAACGCCUCCACAACCAUUCCGAUCCCCGCUACUCCGAGUCGCAUGCCAGUCUCUUUGCCAGGUAUCUUGAAGACCAUACGGGCUUCACAGACCUUGGUCCGAGUGACUUCGAGGAGCGCCGCAAGGAAUACGAGUCGCCGAAGUUUGACUGGUCCAAGCACCGCAUCAUUCUGCCUGGGAAGCCUUAUGUUGUGAUGGAGCUCGCCCGUGGCGAGACGCUUCAGACCGCCAUGGAUCGAGAAUAUCGGCCAGCAAAAGUGCACGAUCCGCCUUGCCUCUCCCAAAUGGAGAAGCACGACGUGAUUCUGCAGUGCAUUAUGGCUUUGGAGUAUUUGGAGCGGUUCUGUCUAAUCCACCGCGAUUUCCGCGGCUGCAACAUGCAGCUGAUCGCGCGCCGGAAAGACCCUGCACCCUGCAAGCUCAAGAUUCUCGACCUCGGAGUGAUGAUCUCAGCUGAGGUUGGCAUGGAGAAGAACUGCAACAUGGCAGUGCAGGCCUUCCGACGACGGGGCGAGACUGAGGAGCAACGAAAGCGCUACGACUGGCUUCCCUGGGAGGCUGCACAGGGCAGCAGCGGGAGUUGCCCCUCGGAGAGCAACCUCCCGAUCCACCUUUGUUUGGAAGAGAAGCGCAGAGGGCAAUGCAAGAGUGGCCUCUUCAAGCUCCUCUUCUACAUGGAUCACCUCAGUUGCCUUCAGCUGGAACUGAAGGUUCGGAUCGGGCCUCAUCUACCUCGAUACCACGAGAGCUUGUGCAGGAAGAAGUUGCGUGCGGAAAAUGAAGCUUUGAUGACCUGGAGUUCCAUGGAGUACCUCAGGGAGAUCGGGCUUUGGGGCAACACAACGUACCUCAAGGAGAUCGGGCUCUGGGGCAGCAUGAAGUACCUCAAGGAGAUCGGGCUUUGGGGCAACACAACGUACCUCAAGGAGAUCGGGCUCUGGGGCAGCAUGAUGUACCUCAGGGAGAUCGGGCUUUGGGGCAGCAUGAUGUACCUCAGGGAGAUCGGGCUUUGGGGCAGCAUAACGUACCUCAGGGAGAUCGGGCUCUGGGGCAGCAUAACGUACCUCAAGGAGAUCGGGCUUUGGAGUACAAUGAUGUACCUCGGGGAGAUCGGGCUCUGGGGUAUCAAGAUCUACCUCAACGUGAAACAGCUGAGGCGACUGGAUCCUUAG
Molecule: messenger RNA, 1548 nt
Organism: Symbiodinium sp. CCMP2592
Lineage: Eukaryota; Dinophyceae; Suessiales; Symbiodiniaceae
Source: the annotation of a GenBank genome assembly